Messenger RNA from Osmerus eperlanus (European smelt), 808 nucleotides. RefSeq names its product spondin-1-like. The transcript is spliced from 4 exons. Gene Ontology annotation, cellular component: extracellular matrix. The coding region runs from base 98 to 508 and encodes 136 amino acids. Lineage: Eukaryota; Metazoa; Chordata; Actinopteri; Osmeriformes; Osmeridae. Gene Ontology annotation, biological process: cell adhesion. The record is from RefSeq and is a predicted model, not a curated record.
ACCCUCUCCUCAUCCCUCCUCCGUUCCUCAUCCCCUCCUUCCCUCUCUUCUCCUCCCAGAGCCAGCAUUGUACAGAAGAGGAUCAUCUAUUUCCAGGAUGAAGGCUCUCUCACCAAGCGCAUGUGUGAGAAAGAAUCAACAGGGGAAACCACAGAGAAGCCUGUGUUGGACUGCUGUGCCUGUGGAACGGCCAAGUACCCGCGUGACCUUCUACGGAAACUGGUCUGAGAAGGUCCACACUAAGGACUACCCCCGUCGAGCCAACCACUGGUCUUCCAUCAUCGGGGCAUCCCACUCCAGGGACUAUGUGCUGUGGGAGUACGGGGGAUACGCCAGCGAGGGCGUCCGGCAGGUGGCCGAGCUGGGCUCACCUGUCAAGAUGGAGGAGGAGAUCAGACAGAAGCCCAGCCAAGACGCAAGUCCCACAUGGAGUCGGAGGCGGAGAGAACCGCCAGGUGGCAGACAGCGAUUGGACGACAGACAAAGAGGAAGUGUUCCAGGGAUAUGAAAGCUCGGGGCAGCAGAGGGACUAGCAGGAGCGAGGAGGAAGAGCCGUCUGUGUGACACCAUAUGUCCGCCUCUUUAGGGUUUUAUUCCGGAGUAUCUGAGCUGUGUUAUCCACUCCCUCGGGGACGCAUCCAUGUCCUCCAACUGGACUCUGGGAAGGGAGAGGAGGAUAGAAGAUGACUCACUGCAUCCUCUCCUCCUCUUUCCCUGUUGGGAGAUGUAUUCUUGUUUGUUCUCCUUCUUUCUGAUGUGAUGCUCUUGUACCAAACCACUGUUCUAGCCUUUUCUGUAAAUUAUUAAA